AUGCAAGAGAAAACAGAGAAUGAAUCAUUAAUAAAAAAUACUAACUUAGAUAUAAGUGAAGAAGAUCAGAAAGAGGAGGAUAUAAAUGAAAUCGAAGAAUUCUUUAUAAGCAAGGGUAAUUAUGAUAGUGGCACCAAUGUUGGAGACGAAUUAGCAAAAUAUGUUAAGACAAUUCCUGAAGCUCAUAAAUGUUUGAAUCUCACAUACUGGAACAUUCUCGAAUUAACAAAAGACACCCAAAUAAACCAUUUUUUUUCAACGGAUGACUGGGAAGAAAUAAAUAAAAGCUUUAAAAAAGAAGUAAAAUUAGUUGAAUCAGAUAUAUCAGAUAGAGUAGAUCGUUCUAUAGCAAUGCGGUGGAUCCACGAAACUUAUGGCAUGGCCUGUAAGGUUACAAAUGUAUUACGCUUAGGAAGGCUUUCUCAGAAAAAGAUGCCCAAUACUUUAAAAACGCUUGCAAUUCUUGAAGGCUUUUAUGCUACUAUGUCUGAUAUCAAGUCUACAUUGAAAAUAAUUUGUAAUCACAAAAAUAAUGUCUCACGUUCACAUAGAAAAUGCAAAAGAAAAAUUCCAGUUUAUAGCGAGCAAUCCGGAUUGUUCGGUACACCUUCAAGUCCAAUAAAGAAAAGUAAACGUUAA
Cetraspora pellucida is the source of this 639-nucleotide messenger RNA. The record is from the annotation of a GenBank genome assembly. Lineage: Eukaryota; Fungi; Glomeromycota; Glomeromycetes; Diversisporales; Gigasporaceae.